Aspergillus steynii IBT 23096 is the source of this 3233-nucleotide messenger RNA. Its product is annotated as glycoside hydrolase family 35 protein. Gene Ontology annotation, cellular component: vacuole. The transcript is spliced from 8 exons. The record is from RefSeq and is a predicted model, not a curated record. Bases 270 to 3233 code for a protein of 987 amino acids. Gene Ontology annotation, molecular function: beta-galactosidase activity. NCBI's taxonomy places the organism in Eukaryota, Fungi, Ascomycota, Eurotiomycetes, Eurotiales, Aspergillaceae. Gene Ontology annotation, biological process: carbohydrate metabolic process.
GGAGUGUCAUGUCCAUACUGCCAAGCUAAUCUGCAGGUAACACCCCUUGAAAGAGAGAUUCUGGGAAAUGAUGAAGCGGGGAAGUGCAUCGCGGGGAUAUUAUCGAACUAGAGAUCUUUGGACAUUCCAUUUUAUUCGAGUAAAGUAUAAAAGAACAGAAAGGACGUACUCGGACAACGUUCAUUAAUUGGUAUGGUUCAUCACAUGUGUUAUCAGCAUCUUGCCAUCCGGUUUCCUUUUGGUCACUUCUGAUAUUUCCCUCUGCGAGGAUGAGGCUGUGGCACACUUUGAAUACCGCCCUUGCCCUUGGAUUGGCAACCCCUUCCACAGCUCAAGACUGGCCAUUGCACGACAAUGGUCUGAAUAAGGUUGUUCAAUGGGACCACUAUAGUAUCCAGGUUAAUGGAGAAAGGCUGUUCCUUUGGUCUGGAGAGUUGCAUUUGUGGCGCAUCCCCGUGCCCGAGUUAUGGCGUGACAUCUUGGAGAAGAUUAAGGCAGCUGGUUUCAACGGAAUUGGCCUUUAUGAGCACUGGGGAUGGCAUGCUCCUAACAACGAGACCUUAGACUUCGAGACUGGUGCACAUGACUUCGCAAAGGCUUUUGAACUCGCAAAGGAAAUUGGUCUUUAUGUCAUCUACCGACCGGGUCCAUACAGCAACGCUGAGGCAAAUGGCGGAGGCUUCCCCGGUUGGUUGACUACAGGCGAGUAUGGCCCACUCCGCGACGACAGUGAGAAAUACACCAAGGCUUGGACUCGGUACUCCAAGGCCGUUGCAGACUAUGUCCGUCCAUAUCUCAUUACCAACGGAGGGCCUAUCAUCAUGUGGCAAAUUGAAAACGAGUACGGAGUGCAAUGGCUUGAUCCUGAUCUGAAAACACCGAAUGAGACCGCUAUUAAUUAUAUGGAGCUUCUUCAGGACAGCCAUAGAGAAUGGGGUAUCGAUGUUCCUCUCACCCACAAUAACCCCAAUAUGCGGACCCGAUCCUGGUCGAAAGAUUACAGCAGCGUCGGUGGUGAAGUCGACAUGUAUGGCCUUGAUCAUUAUCCGGCCUGCUGGACCUGCGAUCUAGACCAGUGCCUGUCAGUGUCAUCGACCCAGCCUUCGUUCCUCAUGGAGUUUCAGGGAGGCUCAUUCAACCCCUGGGAUGGUCCAGCGGGCGGCUGUAAGGAGAAUAUGGGACCUCCUUGGGUCAAUCUGUUCUUUCGGCAUAACCUGGCACAGAAGGUAUCUGCUGUAAACAUCUACAUGCUCUAUGGAGGAACCAACUGGGGAAACAUUGGCUUCCCCGAGGUCGGUACCAGUUAUGACUACUCGUCGCCCAUCCACGAGAAUCGCUUAAUCGGCGACAAGUUUAACGAAGCAAAGCUCUUUGGCCUUUUCAUGCGAUCUGCCCGCGACUUCACCAAGGUGAAGCGAGUAGCAAACAGCACGGCGUAUGCUACAGACGGAAGUAUACUCACCACUGAGCUCCGAAACCCCGAUACUGGCGCGGCCUUUUACGUUGUCCGCCAUGAAUACUCCCCUUUAACGGAGCUGACCAAAUUCCGCCUGAAUGUCACCACUGAGGCUGGCAGAUUGAGGGUCCCACGCAAAGGAUCAAUCACAAUCAAUGGAACGGAGUCCAAAGUUCUGGUCACCAACUUCAAUAUCGGUUCAUCCAGCAAGAAGAUCACUUACGCUACCUUGGAAGUCCUCACCGUCAGCGACCUAGGUGAUCGUCAAGUUGUUGUCUUCUGGGCCCCGGCAGGCGAACAGGGCGAGUUCUUGAUUAACGGCGCCAAGUGGGGCAACGUCAUAGGAAAGAAUAGCAACGAUACUUUGACAAAGACCAGAAAUGGUAUUGUGACAAAUGUGGUCACCGGCAAAGAGUCGACAGUCAUUGAUUACGACAAUGACGUCCAAGCUGUGGUGGUCGACCGGCAGUCUGCGUACAAGUUUUGGGCUCCGACUUUGGAUAACAACCCCCUUGCAUGGGAAAGCUCAACCGUUCUUGUCCAUGGGCCUUAUCUCAUCCGUACCGCCAAAAUAAACGGCGACACCAUCCACGUCACGGGUGACUGGAACGAAGAGACUGACUUAGAGAUCUGGGCUCCGAAGAAUGUCAAACAUGUUACAUUCAACGGCUUAAAGGUCAAGGUCAUGAAGUCCAAAUACGCAAGUUUGAGAGGCACUCUUCCCGCCGCCGACGUUACCAUUGAAAGUCUUGCUGCUGAGCUGCCACCCGUUAUCAACUGGAAAGUGGCAGAAAAUCUCCCAGAGACCGCUGUAAACUAUGACGACUCUAACUGGACUGACGCCGAUCAUAUGGAAACUCCUCAUUUUGUUCCUCCCGAUACCUACCCCGUUCUGUUUGCAGACGAGUAUGGCUACCAAGCCGGUAACAUUCUUUGGCGAGGUCGAUUCCACGCUUCAGAAGAUCAACCUCCCUCAGGCGCAUACCUCCGUGUCAUUGGAGGCCUGGCAAGCGGGUUUUCGGCCUACAUCAAUGGCGAAUUCCUUGGAUCCUGGUAUGGCUCAAUGGCCAAUAAGACAGGGGAGCUAGAGGUCUCAUUCGAGGAUGUCACGCUCCACACAACCAAGGAAAACGUUUUAUUCGUCAUCCAAGACACCAUGGGCAAGGAGCAGCGCGAAGCAGCGCCCGAUCCACGCGGCAUUCUAAACGCAACAUUGUACGCUGCAGAUGGCUCGGCUGCGAACUUCUCCUCGUGGAAGGUGGCCGGCAAUGCUGGUGGAAACCAUCUCCUCGAGCCAAUACGCGGUACGUACAAUGAAGGUGGCCUUCAUGCAGAGCGUCUUGGCUGGCACCUACCGGGAUUUGACGACAGCCAUUGGGAAUCAGGAGUCCCCGGGGACGGAUUCACCGGCGCUGGUUCACGCUUCUACAGGACCGUCGUGCCAUUGGAUAUUCCGAGGGGCUAUGACGUUAGCUUAGCGUUUCAACUGCAUACUGAGAAAAAGGCGAAGCUUCGGGCUCAGCUAUACGUGAAUGGGUAUCAAUUUGCGAAGACUUUACCUUUUAUCUCUAACGAAAGAACCUUUCCCGUAUUUCCAGGUAUCCUCAACUAUAGCGGUAACAACACUGUCGGCCUUAGCGUUUGGGCCAUGGAGCAAGCUGGAGGGGCGGUCGAUGUGAAAUGGAAGGUCAUGGGUGUACAUAGAUCAGGCUUUGAUCCCCUGUUUGAUGGCGAAUAUCUUCGGCCUGGAUGGAGGGAUCGCUCACAGUAUGCGUGA